GCGCGCGCGCGGGGGCUCCCGCAUACCCCUUCCCCGCGUACCCCCUUCCGCUCCAGCCUCAGUUUCCCCGGGUCACCUUGUCCAGCCCUUGUCUCCCCACCUGGGGAGUCCGUCUGCGCACCUUCUGGGCUCCAGCGCUCUUUUUGUUCCCCUGAAACCUCGGCCUGCAGUGCCCGCGUCACCAUGAUUGCCAUGAAAGAGAAGAAUAAAACGCCGAAGGACAGCAUGACGCUCUUACCUUGCUUUUAUUUCGUGGAGCUUCCUAUCGUGGCGUCUUCCAUUGUGUCCUUAUACUUCCUGGAGCUGACUGACCUGUUCAAGCCGGCCAAGGUGGGAUUCCAGUGCUACGACCGUUCGCUGUCCAUGCCCUACGUGGAGACGAAUGAGGAACUGGUCCCACUACUCAUGCUCCUGAGUCUGGCCUUCGCGGCCCCGGCCGCCUCUAUCAUGGUCGGCGAGGGCAUGGUCUACUGCCUGCAGUCCCGGCUGUGGGGCCGCGGCCCAGGGGGCACAGAAGGCAGCAUCAACGCGGGGGGCUGCAACUUCAACUCCUUUCUCCGUCGCACGGUGCGCUUUGUAGGUGUGCACGUGUUUGGCCUGUGUGCCACGGCUCUGGUGACGGACGUCAUCCAGCUGGCCACCGGCUACCACACGCCUUUCUUCCUAACGGUCUGCAAACCCAAUUACACUCUGCUGGGUACUUCCUGUGAAGCGAACCCUUACAUCACUCAGGACAUCUGCUCUGGCCACGAUACCCAUGCCAUCCUCUCAGCGCGGAAGACCUUCCCAUCCCAGCACGCCACUCUGUCGGCCUUUGCCGCUGUUUACGUGUCGAUGUACUUCAAUUCAGUCAUCUCGGAUACCACGAAGCUUCUGAAACCCAUCCUUGUGUUUGCCUUCGCCAUUGCUGCCGGUGUCUGUGGCCUCACGCAAAUCACCCAGUACCGCAGCCAUCCUGUGGACGUCUAUGCUGGCUUUCUUAUCGGCGCUGGCAUCGCUGCCUACCUGGCCUGCCAUGCAGUAGGCAACUUCCAGGCACCACCUGCAGAGAGGGCGCCGACACCAGCUCCUGCCAAGGACACCCUGCGAGUGCUGACCCAACGGGGCCAUGAGUCCAUGUGUCAGCAGAACAAGUCUGUCAGCACAGACGAGCUGGGUCCUCCCGGGAGGCUGGAGGGUGUGCCCCGGCCUGUGGCUCGUGACAAGACAUCCCUCGGCAGCCUCAAGCGGGCCAGCGUGGAUGUGGACCUGCUGGCCCCACGCAGUCCCAUGGGCAAGGAAGGCAUGGUGACCUUCAGCAACACACUGCCCCGUGUCAGCACACCGUCGCUGGAUGACCCUGCGCGCCGUCACAUGACCAUCCACGUGCCCCUCGAUGCCUCCCGCUCCAAGCAGCUCAUCAGUGAGUGGAAGCAGAAAUCACUGGAGGGCCGCGGCCUGGUCCUGCCCGAUGAGGGUAGCCCUGUGCACCUGCGGGCCCCAGCGGAGCCCAUGGCGGAGGAAGAGGAGGAAGAGGAGGAGGAGGAAGAGGAGGAGGAGGAGGACGAAGGGCCCGUGCCACCGUCGCUCUACCCCACGGUCCAGGCUCGGCCAGGGCUUGGGCCCCGAGUCAUCUUGCCUCCCAGGCCGGGGCCCCAACCCCUUGUGCACAUCCCUGAAGAAGGAGUGCAGGCUGGAGCUGGCCUGUCACCUAAGAGCAGCUCCUCGGUGCGGGCUAAGUGGCUGUCGAUGGCUGAGAAGGGAGGGGCCCCAGUGGCUGUGGCUCCAUCCCAGCCAAGGGUGGCCAACCCACCCAGGCUCCUGCAGGUCAUCGCCAUGUCCAAGGCAGCAGGGGGCCCCAAGGUGGAGACAGCCUCGUCCUCCAGCGCCAGCUCCGACUCUUCACAGUACCGCUCGCCAUCAGACCGCGACUCGGCCAGCAUAGUCACAAUCGAUGCACACGCACCCCACCACCCAGUGGUGCACCUGUCCGCGGGCAGCGCCCCGUGGGAGUGGAAGGCCAAAGUGGUGGAGGCUGACGGCUCUUACGAGCUGGGAGACCUGGCCCGUGGCUUCCGAAGCAGCUGUAAACAGCCCAGCAUGGGCCCAGGGUCUCCAGUCAGCGAUGUGGAGCAGGAGGAGCCCCGUUUUGGGGCUGUGGCUACUGUCAACCUGGCCACUGGGGAGGGUCUGCCCCCACCCGGUGCAAGCGAAGGGGCCCUGGGUGCUGGUAGCCGGGAAUCCACCCUGAGGCGCCAGGCAGGCGGGCUGGGGGAAAGGGAAAUGGAGGCCGAGGCAGAGAGCUACUACAGGAGGAUGCAGGCCCGCAGGUACCAGGACUAGGCCUGGCACAGACCUGAGCGGGUGGGCUGGGAGCAUCUGUAGCACCAAUAAAGAGGCUGCCGCUGACAA
This is a messenger RNA of Mesocricetus auratus (golden hamster), 2391 nucleotides long. RefSeq names its product phospholipid phosphatase related 3 (gene Plppr3). Gene Ontology annotation, molecular function: phosphatidate phosphatase activity. Lineage: Eukaryota; Metazoa; Chordata; Mammalia; Rodentia; Cricetidae. The transcript is spliced from 7 exons. The record is from RefSeq and is a predicted model, not a curated record. Gene Ontology annotation, biological process: phospholipid metabolic process; phospholipid dephosphorylation; signal transduction. The coding region runs from base 184 to 2322 and encodes 712 amino acids.